This is a messenger RNA of Bursaphelenchus xylophilus (pine wood nematode), 5133 nucleotides long. Lineage: Eukaryota; Metazoa; Nematoda; Chromadorea; Rhabditida; Aphelenchoididae. The record is from the annotation of a GenBank genome assembly.
AUGGCCCAAUACGUGCCUUGGUAUCUGAAACGGUCACCACCGGUCUUUUGCUGGCCUUGUUUGCCAGUCUACACUGGCAUAUGGCCUGGCCGAAAAUGUGUUCUGAUAAUCGGAGGGUGUUUGUUUGCCAUCGGUAUUAUGAUCUUGUUAUGCCUACUUCUCCUUUGUAUUGCAAUUGAAUGUGCGGCUGUGUAAGUUUACUCAGGUUCUUCAUUACGCAGAACUUUAACUCAACUUGAUUUUUGUAUACAAGGUGUCUCAAGACAUUCCGCCGAAAGUUUUUUUCGAUUUCUUAACGCUCAUCCAAGAUAUCCAAAAAAAAUCUUUUUGCAGUAGAAGAAAAAAGAUGGGCGGUUUUUUGCCUAAAAAAAGAUUUUUCUCCGCCGACACGGAAAGUACUGUAUUCGGCGGAGACUUUCAGUCGUUUUUUGGUCAUCACACCAAUCUUAAACGCUUUAUUAUGAUGCUGAAACAAAUUUCAAAAUUCUUGCACGGUGCAUCAGAAGGCCGGCGACAGCGUUUAGCGACAGUCGUUACAACUCCGAUAAAGUCCGAGCGCACGGUACGGGAAUUUGAAAAAGAAGGGCAAAGAGAAAUUUGAACGAAGAAUACAUAUUCUGUCGUUUUUUGGUGCAUCAAGUGGUUCGCCGAUAGUUGAACUUCUGCCAAGGCUUUAUUGGAGGGUAUACGAUACCAGCAGAAAAUGCUGGCCAAACCAUGAAAAUUGUGUUGGUCCAUUUCUUGCCCGCAGUCUUUUCAACCACCAGAAAUCACAAUAAAGAGUGUAAGAUUUGUGUGAUGACCAAAAAAGCGAUUAAAAGUCUUCGCCGAAUACACUACUUUCCGCGGCGUCGCGACACUUGCGGGCAACCACUUUGCGGGCAACCGACACUUGCGGGCAGCCGACAUUUGCGGGCAACCGGCACCUGAGGGUAACAGGGUGGAGGUGGAAAUAUUACUGCGAUAUUUUGGAAAUUUGCCGACAUUUGCGGGCAGCCGACACUUGCGGGCAGCCGACAUUUGCGGGCAACAGGAAAAAACAAUCACACAGACUGUAUUGGUACUUUUGGAACUGUUGCCCGCAAAUGUCGGCUUCCCGCAAGUAUUGCCUGCCCGCAAAUGUCGGAAAACUUCAAAAAUAUCGAAGAAAUUUUUUCACCUCUACCUUGUUAUCAUCAAGUGCAGGUCGCCCGCAAAUGUCGGCUGCCCGCAAAUGUCGGCAAAUUUCCAAAAUAUCAUAGUAAUUUUUCCACGUCCACCCUGUUACCUCUACAAUCAGGUGUUGGUUGCCCGCAAAUCUUCCAGGCUGCCCGCAACUGUCGACCCUGCCCGCAAAUGUCCCAGGCUGCCCGCAAAUGCCGGUGCUGGCCGCAAAUGUCGGCUGCCCGCAAAGUGGCUGCCCGCAAAAAAUUUGCCCGCAAACUGGUUGCCCGCAAAGUGGUUGCCCGCAAAGUGGUUGCCCGCAAGUGUGCGCCCGCCCUUUCCGCGUCGGCGGAGAAAAAAAUUUUCAGUCAAAAACCGUCCACCUUCUUUCUACUUCAAAUAAAAUUUUUUUGGAUAUCUUUGCUCAGCGCCAAGAAGUCGACAAAAACUUUCCGCUGAAUUUCUUGAGACAACUUGUAUAAUUGCGCCUUCAGAUCGGCUGGGCUUCUUCCGUUGGCUAUCAUCCUGAUCUUGGUCGGUAUCCUUUUGUUCCACUGUGGCUGGGCAGCCAAUCUUUUGGACUAUGGCGGAAAAGUCCCCACUGAGUAAGAUUGGAUCAUAUUCGAAAAGGGUAUAUAAAUAAAUUAAUUCAUUUUGUUUUAAGUGAAAUUUAUCAUAAGAGGACGACUCGUGGUGUAAGUGAGGCGGAUGAUGAUGGUGAAGACGAUGAAGAAUUGGUUGGUGUGGAGAAAUUGGAACCUCAACAGCCUCAGCAACCAAUCAGACAAGGAUUCUGGCAGUUCGAACAGACCGAUUCUUGGCAAAACGUCACGAACCCUUAUCCUAUCCAGUAAGCAAUCAAGCUAUUUUUAAUUCUUAUAUUAUAACUUUAAAUUUACCUUUAGAUUUUUACUUUUUUUCUUUAGGCACACAUUGAAACCCGUUCUCGAUCGUGAGCCCUACGUUUAAACGUUUUCCUCCCAGCUCUUGUUGUUACACUGCCAUUUCUCGUAAAAAGUUUUAAGUUCGCAAUUCACAUCUAUUGUAAAUACCUUUGGUGACUAUGAAUUUUUACCUUUUUGUAGGAACAGUGCCAUACAAGCUUCAUACACUCUCAGUUAGAGUGCAAAUGGAUAAUAAUCAAAAAAUAUCGAAAAAAUUUGGAUAUGAAAUUAAAAUCUACCUAUUUUCUUAAAACAACGUCGGAACCCGAAACUUUUUAACGAUAAAUGGUUUACAUUUAGUUGCGGAAAAAUCAAUUGUGACAUUUCGUACUUUCUAAGGGUCCAUUUUUUCGGGAUAAAUUUAUUGCUAACAAGCAGGGGUGGUCAGUGGGCCGGCCCGGCCCAAACGGGCCGGCCGGGCUCAAAAAUGGAAAAUUACAAACGGGCCGGGCCCGUCACGGGCCGGGCCGGGCCGCGGGCCUGGGGUUUUUUCCGGCCCGGCCCGGCCCGUCUAAAUUACAAUGCCAAACCGUUGGCAUUCAUUGUUUUCGCGCCGGGAAAAUUAAUUGAUGUUGUUAUAGUUGCUGUUUCUCAAGUUCUAAAACGUUUACAAGUUUAUAGUUCCAUUAUAGAACCACAAAACUAUCACAUUGAUCCUUUACUAGCUAGAUCAAUGCCUUUUUUGCCUCGGUUUAGAUCCCGAGCCUGGGCGCAGUUCGCAGAGCCCUCUAUAGACGGGCCUGCACGGGCCGGGCCGGGCCUGGAAAAAGACUAGACGGGCCGGGCCGGUAAUUAGACGGGCCGGGCCGCGGGCCGAAAAUCGGAAAAAUAGGGUCCGCUGACCACCCCUGCUAACAAGGGAUCGGCAUUUACGUGCCACCAGGUUUAUUAACGGAAACUAUAUAAUUUGACAGGUCAUUAAAAAUAGUCACAUCGCAAAGAUAUUAGCUGCCGAAUUUGCCUUCGGGCAAAGUUAUGGCCAAAAUGUCUUUGUGUCCGCUUGGCCAAGUGGUAGUGACUCCACGUCCGGCGCAGCAGGUUCCGGGUUCGAACGCCGGCCCGUCUUUUUUACCUUUCUGCUCUUAUAUGCCGUAAAACCAAAGUAUAUUCUCACAAAUUACCAUUUUAUGGUAAUUUGUGUUCCUUUCGGCCGAAAUCCAUAUUUUUGAAGCUUUUGGUCUUUUUUGAAACAACCAUAAAUUUGAUGUUAAUGAGAUGUAAGGAUGCCAUUGUCAUAUAAUAAAAUGGUUUUCGCGAAGUCUUGACCGACUGGCCGAGAAUUUAAAAUUAAUCGCAUGUGACCCCUUUUAAAGGGGUCACAUCUAAGCCCUAAGGAAAAUUAGGCAGCUAAUUGUUUGCAUUGUAAACGAUUUUUAAUGCUUCAAAUGAUAUAGGUUUCAUUACCUGGUGGCAAGUACUUCAGGGUUCAGAAAAUUGGGAAUUUCACCUACGAAGAAUAGAGGCGACCCAUAGUAUCGUUGACCGGAAAAGUCGUAGCGCCAAAUCAUCUUUUAUCUUUUCUGGGGACAGAGGCACUUUUCUAAAACGUUCUUUUCUGGGCAAAAAAUUUAAUUUCCCUAAAUUUACAAUAAAUCGAUUGUCAAAGGAUGUAAAUCUUAGCUUAAACCCUGUUCUUGCUGUUUUUCAUUACGACUUAAAAUCUGAAUAUAAUAAAAUAUGCAGAAACAGCGAAGAAUUUGCCAUCUCUAAAGUAGAAGGAAGAGGGGAGCGGGCAAAGGGAAUGGAGUGUGUUUGAAAGCAGCAGGGCGAGCCGGCGUGGGGAGCGGGGUGUGGAGGGGAGAGAAAGAACGCAUCGCUCACUUUCAGGGCUGCCUCCACCCCCCUUCCUCGCUUUCCGCCGCCAUUCGUGUGAUUGGUCCCACUGCUUCGACCCUUCAACCAAUCGUCUUGUUGUUCUCGUAAUCUUCAGCGAAUUGUCUAGGGUCGAGAACGGAACGCCUGGCCCGGCAACUUAUCCAAUAAUGUAGGUUUAUAACUCCUAAUCUCCUCCCCCUGGGCGUGUACUUGAAUUUCAUUGGUAUUGUUUGUUUUGUGGUCGGACGUGAAGAGUGGCUAGUAGUCCACGAAUGACCGCUCUGUCUUUUCCAGGAAUGCCCACUAUGAAAGUGCCCAUCCUUCUACUUCCUCCACAAUGACAACAGGAAGGUUUGUUGCAGUUUCUUCAGAUGAGCCGAAAGCAAAGAAAAUGAAACAGGAGAGCAUGGUACAGCAAUAUCAUUCUUUGAUCACUGUUCCCGACACUUGUAUGGAUAAUCAACCUCAAUUCGUGUUCGCCAUGUCAAGCCCGGAUCAACAAUAUCAGGUUUUUAUUUAUUUUAACGUUUUUUCGAUUUAGUUAAUCUAUUAACGUUUCGUGAAAAAGCUGUUGUAAGUGCUCCAUAUAAUUUGAGCGGUACAACUAAUCAAUUAAAUACUGUCAGUGGCUUUAAGUUAUCUGAACCUAACUCUAAAGGUUUUUUGACAACUGUUUUUAGCAAGUGCAACUCAUAGAGCUUCCCGAGGGCUGUCACUUGCCCGGAAUGGAUGGAAUGGCACCAUUUACUGGUCAUGAUAAGAUGCAAGUGGUAGUUCCUCACGAGAAUCAACCCUUCAGGCUGGUCUUCACUAACGGUAGUUCUUUUCCAACCGUUACGACGUCUCCUGUAGUAUCUAAUGUUGAGAAGAAGGAAGACGACAGCCCGAUUUGUGUAAAUCCUAAGCAAUAUCACAGGAUUAUGAAACGACGAGCAAUCAGAGCCAAGUUGGAGAUGGAAGGGAGGAUACCGAAAGAGCGAAGGGUAAGUUUAAAUUUUUUUAUUAGUACUGGGAUAUAAGUAUAAGCGAAUAUAAAAAUUUUUUGCAGAAAUAUCUACACGAAUCUCGCCAUAAUCACGCUGUGAAAAGGGUCCGAGGGGAAGGCGGAAAGUUCAAUAGCGGUAAUAAUGGCGGCAAAAGGCCCGAUUCAAAUGCGAGCUCAGGGAAUGAAAGUACAACCUCACCAAAAAAAUCUCAAAUCAAUGAUCUCGGUUCUAAUGGUAACCACUAA